Molecule: messenger RNA, 585 nt
Organism: Hyaloscypha bicolor E
Lineage: Eukaryota; Fungi; Ascomycota; Leotiomycetes; Helotiales; Hyaloscyphaceae
Exons: 1
Source: RefSeq, a predicted model, not a curated record
GAGCAGCGAUUCGCCAACGAUGACUUCGACGAUGUCUUCGGCUCUGCCCCUCCUUCGCCUUCCUGCUCGCACGAAAACACGGAUCUAGCACAAGAAACCAGAAUACGGAGCGGAAACCUCGAGCCUUCGGAUAUCCCACGAUUGAAAGAGAAGCAUGAGACAGAGGGAUACCGAGACGGCGUCACGAAGGGCAAGGCGGAGAGCGUCCAGAAGGGCUUUGAUGAGGGGUACAGUCUUGGUGCUGUCCUUGGACUGAGGAUUGGGAAGAUUCUGGGACUAUUGGAGGGGAUUUGUGGGGCGUUGAAAGGGGCUGGAGAGGUGUAUAAGGGGGAGGCAGAGAGGGUUGAGGGGUUAUUGGGGACGGCAAAGGGGGAGUUGGGCACAAAGAGUGUUUUUGGGAGGGAGUGGUGGGGCGAGGAUGGGGUUUGGAGAUUUGAUGUCCUGGGGGAGGGGGAUGGGAUGGAAGUGACGUUUCCGGAUGUUGCAGGGGCGCAUCCGUUGGUUUCUAAGUGGGAGAGUGUGAUUGAGGAGGAGGUUGAGAGGUGGGGAUUGGAUUUGGAUAUAAUGGAGGGGGAGCAUGCUGAG